This is a messenger RNA of Aphanomyces invadans, 1950 nucleotides long. RefSeq lists its product as hypothetical. The transcript has a single exon. The record is from RefSeq and is a predicted model, not a curated record. Bases 1041 to 1406 code for a protein of 121 amino acids. NCBI's taxonomy places the organism in Eukaryota, Oomycota, Saprolegniomycetes, Saprolegniales, Verrucalvaceae.
GUUCAACAAUGUCACAUUAUUGAAAUGUCUUAAUGUCACAAAACUCAACUGUCUAUUACGAUUUUCAAGUUCCGUCGCGUUCAACAACAAUCGUGCUCGCUCGCAUCUGCCACUCGAUGUCGUGCCGCGCAUCACGGGCUAGCUAUGACACGGCUUGGUACUAACGAUGUUCAAGUCCACGUACUGCCGGCCCAAUGUGUGCGCAUGGUCUAGCCAUGGUGGGUACCCGACGGGGUAUCUGUCUUCGACAGCCUUGCUCAUGUGCAUCCACAUCUGGCGCUGGUAUGUCCGAAAUGGCUCGUGCAUCGUUUCGGGAUGGCGCCACCGUUGGUACCCAAAGUAGUAGCGCUGGUUUAUGCACGUUUUCCAAAGGGGCUCGGCGUUGACAACGUGCUCGGCCACAAACUUGCCAGUCGCAAUGUGGAGCUCGUGAUCCGCUUCGUCGUCCGCUUGGGCAGGUGUUUGCGGCCACGCUUGCAAGCCGACACUGGCAUUAGCAAUGCCAUACGCGUCAGUCUUGAUGAUUGAUCGAAGGAUCGCGCGGAUAUCGUUGAGUUGCAGUGGUUCCUCAAGGCUGGAGUCGUUUGAAGUUGCGGGAUUGUGGGGUUUGGAUGGAGCCAAGACGGGGCUACCGCCGUGAGAGGAGGUUGUGGGCGCUUCGUCGAUCACCAGACCGUUCCAUCCAGCUUCACUGAGCCGUAGGAAGUAGUGGACUACCCGCGGUCCCACCGUCACAUGAUGCACGGGGAAUCCAUCGCGCUCCGCAAUAUUUUCCUCGACGUGUUCUGGAGUGGAAGGACUGGUCAAGGUGUUGACAAGGAACGCUGACGCCGCGACAGCCCCCGCUUCGCGCGCCUCCCACCAUCCGUCCUCCUGACCGGCGUCCCCUGCUGUGAUGCACACAAACACGAUCUUGGCAGUUGGGUCCAUGAGCGCCGCCAGAGCAUCGUCCAUCAUGAAGAGAAGCGCAUCAUCUGGGUGUGCCUGGAUGAAGAAGUGCACGCUUGAAGCACGAAACUCGGCCGUGGUUGUGUCGUUGGAUGAAGUUGCGAGAUCUGCUGUCGGAGCUGCCGGAGCGGCUAACCAUCCAGCAAUGGCGUCGACAUGCGCAGGGGCUUCGUUUGGACUGUACAUUGUGCAUUGGCCGCGGCCCCACGUGGUGGCAGCGCAGGAAGGGUCGACGGCGCACGCGACAUUGCAAGCGUCGACUGACUCAGCGGUCCCUGUGGCGCGCUGAAAUGGUGCUAGAAAUGAUGGCGGCACGAGCGGUGUCACUGUGGUGGCCUCUGUCGCAUUGCUGGAUGGAUGUCUCAAGUGAAGCGUGUUUGUCGUCGUCGACGAGCUCAUGUUGGAGAAUGGAGGGAAUUGUAGCGGAAUGCACAACCUGGACGUUGGCAGGUACGUGAAGAAGACGACUUCAAAGACCGACGUGAUCUGCGCGCAUUCGCCGAUCGUUUCCACAUGAUGGAACGGUGUGAUGUUGUCAUCAUUCGAGUCCAGCAAGGGCGGUCGGAAGAGCGCGUUGCCGUCCGUGAGGUUUACGGUGAAGAGUUCCGUAGGGUACGCGGAAGCCCACAUGGCAUGGUUCAUGGUACAGAACGUUAGGUGGGGGAGUGGAGACUGUCCAACUUGAUGUUCCUCGAUUCUGGACGACGACGACGCUGGAUCACUCGGCGGCGUCAAACGACCAGCCAUCGCGCCGUGUUGAGCUGGUGCAGUGACUGUUGUGCUUUCUUUGAGGUAGCAGGUGCCUCCAACCUUUGGCGUCCAGACGAAUCGGUCACACUUUGGGAAAGCACGGCAGUCCUCGGCGCAUCCGUGAAUCGAUGACUGGGAGGUUGUGUGGAGAUCACCGCCGACGUAUAGCUGGUUAUGUUCAAGAGGUUCCCACCCGGUGGCAGCUGCAUGACCCACCAAGGCUGCAGCCACGACUGCGCGACGACGCUUGAG